Molecule: messenger RNA, 180 nt
Organism: Cavenderia fasciculata
Lineage: Eukaryota; Evosea; Eumycetozoa; Acytosteliales; Cavenderiaceae
Exons: 2
Coding region: 1-180 (59 amino acids)
Source: RefSeq, a predicted model, not a curated record
AUGGACAAUAAUCUGGAAGAUCGUGAAAGUAGUGAAGAUGAUUUCUUGAAUCCAAACAAAACGGUUGCAUGUACCAGACAAACAAUGAUCGAUGUUACUGCAGAUAGUACCAAAAAACCAGAUGAAAUGGCAAAUUUGUCUUGCAACUAUAAAGAGUUACAAUCGUUGUUAAUCAUUUGA